Molecule: messenger RNA, 1520 nt
Organism: Periophthalmus magnuspinnatus
Lineage: Eukaryota; Metazoa; Chordata; Actinopteri; Gobiiformes; Gobiidae
Product: plexin domain-containing protein 2-like
Exons: 12
Coding region: 1-1437 (478 amino acids)
Source: RefSeq, a predicted model, not a curated record
AUGCCCCUGGCCCCGGUGCGCUCUGGGACUGGCCCGCUGCGGAGGUGCUCCCAUGAGGAAUGUGAAGCGCGCUUUGGCCCCUGUGAUGUUGAUCAUGUCUACUACAUGUCAAAGGUCUACAGUCCCACAGACGCAUUGAGAGCAGAGCUGUGGGUGAACUUCAGUGAACGUCAGGAAACAUGGAGGAACCACGGCUCUCUGCCAAAUCUGCACCGACAGGCCAAGAGAGUGCGUCUGUCCUUUGACUUCCCUUUCUACGGUCACCUCCUGAAGGAAGUCACUGUGGCCACUGGUGGUUUUAUUUACACUGGAGAGGUGAUGCACCAGCUGCUCACAGCCACACAGUACAUCGCUCCCCUGAUGGCCAACUUCGACCCGAGCCUCUCCCAAAACUCCUCUGUGUUUUACUUUGAUAACGGCACAGCUCUGGUGGUGCAGUGGAGUGACAUUCACCUGCAAGACAACUCCAAUCUCGGACCUUUCACUUUCCAGGCCACUCUGCACAAAGAGGGGCGCAUCGUGUUUGCAUACAAACAGAUCCCAGUGGACAUCAGUCUCAUCAGCACUGACCAUCAUCCCGUCCGAGUGGGUUUGUCUGACGCUUUUGUGGUGCUGCAUCAAAUCGAGCAGAUUCCAAAUGUGCGGAGGAAAACCAUUUAUGAAUAUCAUAAAGUGGACAUCCUCAAGUCUUCAAUAUCGAGUUGCACAGGAGUUGAGUUUUUUCCUCUUCCAACGUGCCUCCAGUUCUCCAGCUGUGGUCUGUGCGUCUCUUCUCAAAUCGGAUUCAACUGUAGUUGGUGCAGUCGACUUCAGAAAUGCUCCAGUGGUUUUGACCGUAACCGCCAGGACUGGGUGGACCACGGCUGUCUGGACGAGAGGCGUGACCCUCGUUGUGUCCAGACUUCAGACCCCUCCUUCUCUCUCCCUUCCACCCAGAGCACCACGUCUGCCCAGUCUGCAGCGGGACAGCACAGGGGGACUACAGCCGACCCCCAAAACAGCACACAGGGAGAGGGCAAUACCUCACACAGUAACACAAGCAAGAGGACAGUCUCAACUAAACAACCUCCUACUGAAAACAGAGGUCCUGAUGAGGUCCCGGACCAGGUGGGUCUUGUGGUGGGCGUUGCUGUAGGGACCGUUGUCAUAACAGCAGCGGUUCUUCUGUCUCUGUACGUUUACAUCCACCCGACCUCCGGCCUCAGCCUGUUUUUCAUAGAGCGCCGCCCAACCCGUUGGCCUAUGCUGCAGUUUCGCCGAGGCUCCGGUCGGCCCUCGUACGCCGAGGUGGAGCUCACGGGGCGGGACCUGGACAGUACUGUGGUCAUCGACCCCAAACAGGCCUUCAUCAUCUCAGACCGAAGGGAGAGUGAGCAAAAGGAGGGCUUUGUAGUCCCAGACCAACGAGAGCGCUUCCUCCUGUCUGACAACUCCUGACAAAACAACUACAAAUCUCAGCAUACUUUGAGACUGUGAUGGGUCCGAUUCUUUAUUGAAUGCGGAGGCGGUGCACAGCAUUC